AUUUUGUGUGUAUGUAUGUGUCUGUUUGUGUUUCUAUCGACCUGCCAGCGCUUUCGUAUGGUCAGCAAAAUGACAGCCUCAGGAAGGACCAGUUGCCCUGCAACCUGAUGGACUAUUGUACAUUGUAACUGUUAUGAAGCUGCUGAAUUCUGGAGUAAAAAAUUGGGCUGAACACAACAUUAAUCAGUACUUGAAGCAAAUUGUGAGCAGAUUUAAGCUUUGUGUAAAGUAUGGAUGUGUUAAAUUACACAGAGGAGAGAACUAAAUUAAAAAUAUUGUAAUUUUGUUGAGUAAGGGACACCUGCUUGGACCUAAUUUUCAUAUAAAAAGAAUGGAGCAGGACUGUAAUGUUAACCUGAAGUGGGACGCCCACCAGACCACAUUAAAAUCUGUUUUUGACAACCUUUUAGACACUGAGAGUUUAGCUGACUGUACUGUUGGUGCUGAGGGCCGGCACUUAAAAGCACACAAAAUAAUGCUUUCAGCUUGUAGUCGAUAUUUUGAGGUGUUAUUCAGUCAGCACUAUGGACAGCACACUGUUAUCUUAUUACCUGGGGUGCAAUUCCAUAUCUUAAAGGCACUGGUCGAAUUCAUGUACCGUGGUGAAGUACUUGUACCACAAGAUGAAAUUGAUGCUUUACUACAGCUAGCCAAUUUCUUGCAAGUGAAAGGAUUAUCGUACGACGACAAUACAGUGUCGGAGAAGAAACAGGAUUACAGGAGGAGGAACACAUCGGCCACGUACUCUGAAUGCACACCUUCUCGUGAACACACACCUUCUCAGUGUCACGUCUCCCCUGAGAGCUACAAACAGUGUGCCUCUCCAGAAUUAUUAGAAGUAUCUGGCAGCAGCUCUCAGUCAGAAUGUUUGCAGAAACAGAAUUAUACAAAAGUGACUCCCAUUUCAACACCUGCUCGGAUGCGCAAGAAAAGCAAUUGGAAUUCAUCGAGGGAAGAACCACCGGCCCAUCGAGAUCUGGUACCUCCGUCGCACACUGCAUCCCAUAAUUUUCCACUUCAGAGAUCAGAGCUAUCAGAUAAAAGUAACUCAGCUCGUAGUAUGUUUCCAGAUACAGUAGCCAGCCCAUCUCUGACAAGCCAGUUGCCUGUUCUAAGUGAAGGAAACUUCAGUGAAUUGAUGCUAUCAAAAGAAGAAUUAACUACAGCGAAACCUUCGAAUUCAGUGACAAGAACACCAUUAUGUCCAACAGUGAGUGAAGACAAUAGCAUUUUAGAAGCAUUUGCAGAACCAAAGCAAGAGAAUUGUGAUUCAAAUGAAGACUGUGGGGAUGAUGUCAUUCUAGACAGUGAUGUUACCCAGCAUCAGAAUAUCAGUGAUGAUGUCAGUGGGGUAACUGAGAGUUCUUUCUGUGAUGAAGAUUCCUUUCCUCAGCAAAUGUGGUUUCAACAGAUGGAAAGGACUGACAAGGCACCCACAGAACAUACUGCUGCCUCAAACAAUCGAUUCAAGUGCCAGUCCUGUAAUAGGUCUUAUCGGCAUCACAGAGAUUUGGUAAGACAUUUGAAAUAUGAAUGUGGGAAAGAACCUCAGUUUCAGUGCCCUCAUUGCUUAGUUCGAUUUACACACAAACACACAUUAAAAGUGCACAUGGUUAGACAUCAAUAUUAACUGAAGAGCAGUUUACAGAGUUAUCUGUUGAGUUCUGUGAUGUGUGCCAGGUAUUGCUGCAGAGAUGAAUCAACAAUUGGAAGAACGUAAGAAUUCUUAUCUUUAGAAUUUUGAGUGACUGGAUACUUAAUUACUCAAAGCUUUUACUGGACUGGAAAAAUAAUCAAAUCUGUCUUGUGUAUAAAUGAGCAUAAUUUUUUGUAUUUGUUUUUAAUAAUUCACGGACAGUUUGGA
Molecule: messenger RNA, 1864 nt
Organism: Schistocerca piceifrons (Central American locust)
Lineage: Eukaryota; Metazoa; Arthropoda; Insecta; Orthoptera; Acrididae
Product: longitudinals lacking protein, isoforms N/O/W/X/Y-like
Exons: 2
Coding region: 332-1630 (432 amino acids)
Biological process (GO): regulation of transcription by RNA polymerase II
Cellular component (GO): nucleus
Molecular function (GO): protein binding
Source: RefSeq, a predicted model, not a curated record